Messenger RNA from Clarias gariepinus (North African catfish), 378 nucleotides. Its product is annotated as titin-like. Gene Ontology annotation, biological process: cell surface receptor signaling pathway. Bases 7 to 378 code for a protein of 123 amino acids. Gene Ontology annotation, molecular function: transmembrane signaling receptor activity. The record is from RefSeq and is a predicted model, not a curated record. NCBI's taxonomy places the organism in Eukaryota, Metazoa, Chordata, Actinopteri, Siluriformes, Clariidae. The transcript is spliced from 4 exons.
GACAGGAUGGAUCUCAGUCCUCUCCCUGUGAUGUUCUUGCUGAUUUUACUUCUUCCAGCGCCACAUGCUGAAGAGACGCCACGCCCAGUACUGAGUGUAUCUCCACAGAGCUGGGUGACUGAAGGAGACUCAGUGACUCUAAUCUGUGAGGUUACAGACUCCUCUACAGACUGGACAUUCAACUGGUACAGAGAGGCUCUCAAGAAAGACAAUAUUGUCACAUAUAAAGACAGCAGUAGAGGAUCUCGAGGCUCCUACACUCUCAGUCCUGCUGCUCUUAAACACACAGGAGUUUAUACGUGCAGUGCAGAGAGAGACGGACAGACGGUUCAGACUGACCACAGCAAUUCACAGCCACUAUGGAUCACUGUUGAAUAG